AUGGCAAUUUUCCCUUUGCGAGGCCAUGCCUUGACCGCCGGUAUCACCUUGACAUGCGGCCUAUCCUUCAUGCUCUUCGGUUGGGACCAAGGAGUCUUCGGCGGCAUCCUGAACAACCAGACAUUCGAGCGGCAGUUCGAUAAUCCUGGUCCUACUAUCCAAGGCCAAAUCGUCAGUACCUAUGAUAUCGGAUGCAUCAUCGGCGCUAUCAUCUCAAUCUACUUCGGUGACAGGCUUGGACGUCGCUGGUCGGUCGCCAUGUCCAGUAUGUGGGUGAUACUCGGAGGAGCUAUCCAAGCUUCGUCUUUCCACCUACCUCAGAUGAUCAUCGGUCGAAUCAUCGCUGGACUAGGCAUCGGCCAGAGCACUGCCGUGGUGCCCAUGUGGCAAGCCGAGACAAGUAAGCCACAACAUAGGGGCAAACUCGUUGCGCUCCAACUCGUCAUGGUGAUCUUCGGUAUCUCUCUAACGAACUGGAUCAAUCUGGCCAUGACCUACGUCUACAACAGUCAGGUGACUUGGCGGUUCCCUCUAGCCAUGCAGUGUUUCUGGGCUGUCCUGACCAUCGCCCUAUUGCCUCUCAUGGUGGAGUCGCCUCGCUGGUUGUGUUAUCGCGAUCGACACUCAGAAGCACAGCACGUCCUUGCACGACUUGCGAACAAGGACAUAAAUGAUCCCGAGGUGCUUGGUGAGCUGAAAAUCAUUUCCGAGACUAUCGCCGCAGAGAAGGCGGGUGGUAAGGUCGCUUGGCGAGAGGUCUUCUCUGGUGGUGAACAGCAGAACUUUAGACGAAUUUGUCUAGGUGCUGGGACUUCGAUCUUCCAGCAGAUGGGUGGUAUUAACGUGGUCGUCUACUACUUCCCAGUGAUCCUCACCAACUCAUUCGGCUUCAGCCCUCGCCUAGCACUCAUCCUCUCCGGCGUAGACUUCAUCUCCCUCAUGGUCUGGGGAUCCCUUAUGGCCUUGCUCAUUGACCGCUUCGGCCGCAAACCUCUCAUGCUGUUCGGUGCGAUCGGAUGUGGCAUCUGCUUCACCAUCACCACUAUCGGUCUUGCCAUUGGAACAAAAGCUACAUUUGCUAUGUCGGUGUCGUUUAUUUUCGGCUACCACAUGUUCUAUGGCGUAUCCUUCCUGUGCAUCCCAUUCCUGUACCCGUCCGAGAUCAACUCUUCCCGAAUGCGAAGCAUAGGCAAUUCAAUUGCAAUGGUCACCAACUGGCUAUUUGUGUACGUCGUUGUGCUCAUGACACCAAGUGCAAUCGCGAACAUUGGCUGGCGAUUCUACAUCAUAUUCGCUGUGCUCAACUUCGCAUGGUUUCCAAUUGUCUGGCUCUUCUACAUCGAGACCAAAGGCCUCUCUCUGGAAGAGGUCGAUCUUAUGUUCAAGAUCAAGCAUAAUGCUGGUACGAAGAUGUCUUACAAGGAAGCUGCUGUUCUUGCAAAACAGGAAGCAAAUAUCGUACGGGCUAUUGGUACCGAGGAAAAGCACACGACCGAGAACAAGGAUACCAUCGUUGAUGAUACUGAUUUGUAG
This is a messenger RNA of Recurvomyces mirabilis, 1533 nucleotides long. RefSeq lists its product as uncharacterized. Gene Ontology annotation, biological process: transmembrane transport; carbohydrate transport. Lineage: Eukaryota; Fungi; Ascomycota; Dothideomycetes; Mycosphaerellales; Teratosphaeriaceae. The transcript is spliced from 4 exons. Gene Ontology annotation, molecular function: carbohydrate:proton symporter activity. The record is from RefSeq and is a predicted model, not a curated record. Gene Ontology annotation, cellular component: membrane. Bases 1 to 1533 code for a protein of 510 amino acids.